AUGGUGUCUUACAAAAUCCUUAUCAACGGCCAACCAAGCAGAGGUUUGCUUAAGAAGGAAGCUUUGGAAAAGAGGAUUCAUGGUCAAUUGGUUAAUCUCGACAAGUCGGAGGUAUCUUUCAGUAAAAAUGUGCGUGAAAAGGAUAAAGCUAUGAUCCGUGCAAGGAUGGGGGUAAAGACAGUUGAUAAUCACUCUAGAUAUCUUGGCGUGCCAGUGAUCUUUGGAAAAUCAAAAAAGGAGGUUUUUUCACUUGUCGUGGAAAGAGUGUGGAAGAAAAUUAAGGGUUGGAAGGAACAAUUCUUGUCUAGAGCUGGGAAAGAAGCUUUAAUUAAAGCGGUGGCUCAAGCAAUUCCAACAUAUGUGAUGAGCUGCUACAAAAUGCCAUAA
Messenger RNA from Vicia villosa (hairy vetch), 387 nucleotides. RefSeq lists its product as uncharacterized. The transcript has 3 exons. The record is from RefSeq and is a predicted model, not a curated record. The coding region runs from base 1 to 387 and encodes 128 amino acids. Lineage: Eukaryota; Viridiplantae; Streptophyta; Magnoliopsida; Fabales; Fabaceae.